Messenger RNA from Cavia porcellus (domestic guinea pig), 2952 nucleotides. It is a transcript of the gene Spint1, whose product is annotated as serine peptidase inhibitor, Kunitz type 1. Gene Ontology annotation, cellular component: plasma membrane. NCBI's taxonomy places the organism in Eukaryota, Metazoa, Chordata, Mammalia, Rodentia, Caviidae. The coding region runs from base 461 to 1963 and encodes 500 amino acids. The record is from RefSeq and is a predicted model, not a curated record. Gene Ontology annotation, biological process: epidermis development; extracellular matrix organization; epithelium development. The transcript has 11 exons. Gene Ontology annotation, molecular function: protein binding; serine-type endopeptidase inhibitor activity.
GCCCUGGCGUGGGGAGGACAGGACGCCCCAGGCCUCCCGGGCAGGUGUCGCGGCGGGCCCGGGGUCGCAGGGCUGCGCUGGGCAGCGGCCUGGGCGGAAGCGGGGCUGGGCGGGGCCGACGGCGCAGGGGUUUAACGCUCGCCCCGCCCCGUCGCUCUGACUCAGUUUCACCAGCAACAGCGAGAGAAGUAGCAGAUCUCGGGGCACCGGCACCUGGGCGGAAGCCGCGGGCUGAGCCGCGCAGGAAGCGGGGCCGGAUCCUCCGGCGGCCCGGCCCCUCCCGCUCACCUGCGCAGGUAACCGGGCCGGCGAAGAGGCGGAGGCGCCGCGCUCCCAGCAUGUUUGGCUUUGCCCUCUGCGCCCCUGCGCGUGUCCGGGUCACAGGCACCCUCGGAACCCAGAGGCCUGCACUGUGAGAGUGACUCCCCUGGGGAGAAGGACGACGGCGUCCGGGAGGAGGAUGGCCCGCGCCGCCGCCGCCGCCGUGUGGCUCCUUUGCGCCCUCGGUGUCCGGGACGCCAAGGCCGGGUUGCCGCCCGCGCCUGCUGAGCUGCCCACGGGAGCCUCCUGCCUGGCCCGCUUCACCAGCGGGGUCCCCGCCUUCGUGUUGGACACCGAGGCCUCGGUCAGCAAUGGGGCCACCUUCCUGGGGUCCCCCGCGGCGCGGCGGGGCUGGGACUGCGUGCGCGCCUGCUGUGCCACCCAGGGCUGCAACCUGGCGCUGGUGGAGCUGCAGCCCGACGGCGGGGAGGACGCCAUCUCCGCCUGCUUCCUCAUGAACUGCCUGUACGAGCAAAACUUUGUGUGCAAGUUCGUGCGCAGGGACGGCUUCAUCAACUACCUCACGCGGGAGCUUUACAACUCCUACAGCCAGCUGCGGAACCAGGGCUUUGGAGGGUCCCAGAUCCCCAGGGCCUGGUUGGGCAUAGACUUGAAGGUACAACCCCAGGAGCCCCUGGUGCUGAAGGACUUGGGCAACACAGAUUGGCACCUACUUCAGGGUGACACCAGCGUCACCAUAGAGAAGAAAGAGCCGGACCAGUUGGAGCUCUGGGGACUGAAGGAAGGCACCUACUUGUUCCAGCUGACAGCUGCCAACUCAGACGAGCCACAAAGCUCCACAAACGUCACAAUCACUGUGUUGUCCGCCAAGCAGACAGAAGACUACUGCCUCGCCUCCAGCAAAGUGGGCCGCUGCCGGGGCUCCUUCCCCCGCUGGUACUACGACCCCAAAGAGCAAAUCUGCAAGAGGUUCACUUACGGUGGCUGCUUGGGUAACAAGAAUAACUACCUCCGGGAGGAGGAGUGCAUGCUGGCCUGCCGGGAUGUGCAAGGCCCCUCGAUGGAGAGGCAUCAUGCAGUGUGCUCAGGCAGCUGCCAGCCCACCCAGUUCCGUUGCAGCGAUGGCUGCUGCAUUGAUGGCUUCCUGGAGUGUGAUGACACCCCAGACUGCCCUGAUGGCUCCGAUGAGGCCAGCUGUGAAAAGUAUACCACUGGCUUUGAUGAGCUCCAGAACAUCCAUUUCCCCAGUGACAAAGGGCACUGCGUGGACCUGCCAGAUACAGGGGUCUGCCAGGAGAGCAUCCCGCGCUGGUACUACAACCCCUUUAGUGAACACUGCGACCGCUUUACCUACGGUGGUUGUUACGGCAACAAGAACAACUUUGAGGAAGAGCAGCAAUGUCUGGAAUCCUGUCGAGGCAUCUCCAAGAAGGAUGUGUUUGGGCUGCGGCGGGAAAACGCCAUUCCCAACGUAGGCUCAGUAGAAGUGACCAUUGCUGUACUCCUGGUCACCUGCAUUGUAGUGGUGAUAGCCCUCCUGGGUUACUGCUUCUUCAAGAACCAGAGAAAGGACUUCCAAAGGCACAGCCACCACCCUCCUCCCACGCCUGCCAGCUCCACUGUCUCCACUACCGAAGACACAGAACGGCUGGUCUAUAAUCACACAACCCGGCCCCUCUGAGCCAUGACACUUCCUGCUGUUGAAGACUGGGGACACUUCGGGACCACACUCCUCCUGCCUGUUUCCCAGCCUUCUGCGCCUCAGAAGAGAGGCUUUUGCUCUCUUGGAGAAGUCUCAGGGAGCUUGGGCCAGUUUUCCUGAGAAAGCUCAGGGGUCUGGGAGCAGCGAGAAACCCUUGAGCCAGUACUGUACAUAGAUGGAUCCGCCCAAAGCUGAGCUUUUGUUGUGUUCAAAGCUGCCUGCAGCCACCCCGUGGCUCUGGGAAGGAAGCUGGGGUGGUGUUGGAAACCAACCCUAUCUUCUGUAGCUGCCCUUCAACUCUGCACAGUCCAGGGCUGGGAGGAGGACUUCCCUGUGUAGUUUGUACUGUAAAGAACUGCUUUUAGAGUGCCGAGGACAGAACUCAGUGGUAGAGUAUGUGUGUGCUGACCGUGCCCAAGGCCCUUAGUUUGAUUCCGCAACACUGGAGAGGGGAUGCUUUGUCUGUACUUACUGCUGUGGAGGUGAGAGGAGUGGAAGAUGGAGGCCUUCAAGCUGGGCAUGGUGGCACACACCUGUAAUCCCAGAACUUGGGAGGCUGAGGCAGGAGGAUCACUGUGAGUUUGAGAUCAGCCUGGGUUACAGAGUGAGCUUAAGGCCAGCCUGAACUGCAUAGUGAGAUGAUAUCUCAAAAAGACCCCCCAAAAAAAGGAUGGCGGCCUUCCUCUUCCCUCAGCAUUGCACUGUCUCACUUAACCAGCCCCAGCUGAGCGUAGACAAGCAAUCAGAGUUAGAAGAGGCUCCUCUGCAUCUUCCACUUCCUGGCCUCAGGGCUCCCCAACAUCUUACCCCAGCCCUUCGUGGGCUUUACACAGGUCCUGUGGACUCCAUGUGAAAAAGGAGUUAUAUGAGGUUGGGGGUAAAACUUAGCAGCAAAGUGCUUGCCUAGCACACACAAGGCCCUGGGUGUUCAGUUCCCAGCUCUGCAAAAAUAAAUAAGAUGAAAUGGU